GGGGCCCGCCCGCUCCCGGCAUGGCUGGCUACAAGUUCUUACCGCUUGAGAUGCCUGCCUCCCCGACACCUGCCUCGGAGCCCCAGACCAUCUACAGGACUGCCUACCGUCGCAGCCCCGGGCCGGCCUCCACCAGGCCUCGCUACGCUUGCUGCCCCGGCUGGAAGAGGACCAGUGGACUCCCCAGGGCCUGUGGAGCAGCAGUAUGCCAGCCCCCGUGCCAGAACGGAGGGAGCUGUGUCCGGCCCGGUCACUGUCACUGCCCUCCAGGAUGGCAGGGUGACACCUGCCAGACAGACGUGGACGAAUGCAGUACCGGACGGGGCCCCUGCCCCCAGCACUGCAUCAACACCGCGGGCAGUUAUUCGUGCCGGUGUCAGGAGGGGCACAGCCCGUCCGCAGAUGGUGCACUCUGCCUGCCCGAGAGAGGGACCCCCCGGCUAGCCCCGAACCCCACAACAGGAACAGACGGCACAGUCGAGGAGGAGGUGCAGAGGCUUCGGUCAAGGGUGGACGUGCUGGAACAGCUGCGGAGCAGAGAGGGAACCUUCUGCCUGCCCCACAGAAGCUGCAGCUGGUGCUGGCCCCGCUGCAUAGCCUGGCCUCGAGGGCCCUGGAGCACGGGCUCCCCGACCCCGGAAGCCUCCUGGCUCACUCCUUCCAGCAGCUGGACCGCAUCGACUCUCUGAGUGAGCAGAUCUCCUUCCUGGAGGAGCAGCUGGGGUCCUGUUCCUGCAAGAAGGAGCUGUGACGGGUUCCCAGCUCUGGCUCCUGAGAGCCGGUCACCAUGGUGCUGGGUGGGGCGGGAUUCGUUCCUCCUAGGUAUGAAUCCAGCCUCCGCCUGGCCGGCACCUCUGCACCCCCACCAGCGGGCCCAUGGCGGAGGGAAGGUACGAGGGUCU
Messenger RNA from Puma concolor (puma), 902 nucleotides. Lineage: Eukaryota; Metazoa; Chordata; Mammalia; Carnivora; Felidae. The record is from RefSeq and is a predicted model, not a curated record.